Messenger RNA from Melitaea cinxia (Glanville fritillary), 2823 nucleotides. Its product is annotated as glutamate receptor ionotropic, kainate 2-like. Gene Ontology annotation, biological process: monoatomic ion transport; modulation of chemical synaptic transmission; synaptic transmission, glutamatergic. The transcript has 16 exons. Gene Ontology annotation, cellular component: plasma membrane; postsynaptic membrane. The coding region runs from base 1 to 2775 and encodes 924 amino acids. Lineage: Eukaryota; Metazoa; Arthropoda; Insecta; Lepidoptera; Nymphalidae. The record is from RefSeq and is a predicted model, not a curated record. Gene Ontology annotation, molecular function: transmitter-gated monoatomic ion channel activity involved in regulation of postsynaptic membrane potential; glutamate-gated receptor activity.
AUGGAAACUUUUAUUUAUGAAUCAACGGAUAAUAAUGACGACUUCGUCGCAUGCGACGUCGGCGUCUUCAGCCGAUGUGACCUAAAAUUGUUUUCCAAAAAUACAUCAGACGGAGGAUUAUUUAAUUCAAAAAAUUUGCCAGAUUCCGAAAUAGUUUUCGAUAAUAUUGUCAAAAUUGGCACAACAAAGGUCUAUCACGGGAAAGCGAUUCAUUCGCAAGUUCUUGAUAGUUACUCGACUGCUAUUGAAUUGUGUCCUAUUACUUCGGAUAGUAAGGGUUUUGCGGCGCUUGUCGAUGCACGACCGACAUACGGCAUUUGUGAUAUUACCUGUUUAAUAUGCAACAGGCUUAAUAUAUCCCACUUAUUAUUAGGAUGGGAACCGCCUGCGACUUUGGAACAAGAUUCUUAUUCGUUUUCCUAUCAUCCACCAUGGGAGCUAAUAUCAAAAGCCUACGCUACACUAAUAAAAACACUGCAGUGGGAUAAAUUUACAUUUUUUUAUGAAGACGAUGGCAGUUUCUUACGACUUCAAGAAGUUAUCAAUUCCUGGCCAUAUAAUCGGGAACAGAUAUUGUAUCAGAAACUUGAUCCAAAUGGCGAUAACCGGGAGACAUUUAAACACGUGUUUAAGGUGGAGCAUAUGAGCUAUCACAUUAUAGAUUGUGACGUGAGAAAUAUAGAGAGAUACAUGGAGGAAAUUAUUAAAGUUGAAAAUUCGACACAAUACCUGAGCUUCAUAUUAACGGCUCUUGACGCGUAUACUGUGGAUCUUAAAUCAGUUCCAGAACUCAGAGCAAACGUUUCUACUAUGCAUUUAACAAAACCUAACGAUGAAAGUUGGAAAGACUUAGACGUGGACGUGCAAGACAGAUCUGUCAGGCUAGAAACUGCUUUGGCAGCAGAUGCUUUGUAUCACUUGGAUAAAGCUAUUAGGAGCUUGGGAAUAGCGACGGUCGAAGAUUCAGUUAGAUCACAACUAGUAAUAGAAGAUCCUCCGUCGCUAUGCUUCAGGGACAGUAGAGCGGAUUACGAGGCAGGGGCUUGGUCUUUAGGAUCCAAAUUGAGAGACGCUCUAUUAAAGACAACAUAUACAGGCUUCACUGGUACCAUAUCAUUUGACAAAUUUGGGAAACGAAAAAACUUUUUAUUGCAUUACUCAAAGCUGAGUACGGAGAGUCGUUUUACGUAUGUGGGUUACUGGGAAUCAAAGACGGAUGUGUUAGUGUCUCAAAUUGACGUCCCCGAACGAUCUUCCGUACGCUCUUCGAAAACUGCUAUACGGAUAGUGUCCAGAAUCGAAAGACCUUAUUUCGAAAUAGAUGAAACUAACGCAACUGCAACACCUCGAGGAUAUGUUGUCGACCUAGCACAUAAAAUAUUUGAAGAAAUAAAAAAGAAACUAAAUAUGAAAGAAGACUUUCUGUAUGAAUUCUACCGAGUCAAAGGUGAUAGUUAUGGGAAUCCCAUCGCUGGAACUAAGAAAUGGGAUGGAGUGAUUGGGGAACUUCUAGAACAUAAUGCCGAAUUAGCGAUAUGCGAUCUAACGAUUUCGUCAGAUCGUAACGCUGUGGUGGACUUUUCUACUCCUUUCAUGUCUCUAGGUAUUAGUUUACUAACUAGAGAGUCGGAACCUGUGGAAACAAAUAUGUUUUCAUUUAUAAAACCUUUGUCUUUAGAUGUUUGGUUGUAUUUAGCAACUACUUACAUCAUAGUUUCUUUUGUUUUAUUGAUUUGUGCUCGUAUGAGUCAAGGCGAUUGGGUCAACCCUCAUCCGUGUAACCAGAAUCCAGAAAAUUUACAGAAUAUUUGGAGUCUGUAUAAUUGUAUGUGGCUUACAAUGGGCUCAAUUAUGACACAGGGUUGUGACAUACUUCCUAGAGCUGCGGGUUCUCGAUGGGUUGCGGGAAUGUGGUGGUUCUUUGCUCUCAUCGUAACCGCGUCAUAUACGGCUAACAUGUCCACUUUUCUCAGUGCUAGUAGACGCAGCACUGAAAUCAAGGAGAUUAGUGAUCUUGUUGGCAAAACUGGUAUUGCAUACGGUACUCUUAAUAAUGCUUCAACCUACAAGUUCUUUGAGAAUACAAAUGACACCCUCUACAAAAAACUUUGGGGCGUGAUGAAAUCCGCCAAACCAACUGUUUUUACUACAAGCAACGAAGAAGGUCGAGAUCGUGUACAAAAAAGCGAGGGAAAAUAUGCCUUUUUUAUGGAGUCUACAUCCAUUGAAUAUUAUAUGCAAAAAUAUUGCGAUCUUAAAAUGAUUGGGAAGUUAGAUUCAAAAGACUACGGUAUUGCAAUGCCAAAAAAUUCACCUUACAAAAGUUUGAUUGAUAGUGCAAUUUUGGCCCUUCAAGAGUCAGGACAACUUUCUGAAUUGAAAAAGAAGUGGUGGGAGGAAGAAGAUAGUAAUAAAAAAUGCAAGAAAGAAGAAAACAAUGAAGACGACAAAGGAUCACUUCAAAUGAAAAAUACCAGUGGAAUAUUCUUGGUUCUCGCUAUAGGUGGUGUUAUAGGAUUAAUUGUGGCCGUUAUAGACUUCCUUCUACAUGCUAAGAAGAUUUGCGUCAAAGAAAGAGUGACGUUUAAAGAAGCGAUCGCAAGCGAGUGGCGUGCAUCCUUGAAUCCAAAAGUCUUACACAAACCCGCUGCUCCGCCUCGCUCUGCCGCGCCAUCUACAGCCACACCUUCCCCGCUACGAGAGCGCUCCCAGUCACGAGCCGUGUCAGUUCUUCGAGCUGCUUCAUCGUUUAUUAAUUUUGAUGAGAUUUAUUGAAAUUGUUACGUGUUAUGUAAAUUAAAAAAAUUAAAAUUAUUACUGUAU